AUGUCUUCUGAAAUCUUAGAAAACGAGAAACCUCAUGGGGAAGAAGAAGCCCAAGCUGAAGAGAAUCACACCGAACAAGAGGAUAAUUCGGUGAAGGACGAUGUGAAGGAGAAAGGCGAAGAGACAAAGGAUCGGGUAGAAGAAGAGAAGAAUGAAGAGGAAAAAGAGAUUGAGGAGCGCGGCGAAGCGAAGUCAAAUAAGUCAACGAAAGAAAGCGGUUACGCUACGCCAGUCAGUGAGAGACCAACUAGGGAGAGGAAAACGGUGGAUAGGUACACUGUUUCUUCGCCUGAUAAGUUUCCCAAAUAUUCCUCUUUCAAACCUUUGUCAAUUGAAAAGGGCAGCGGUACGCAGCUCAAAGAUAUCCCAAAUGUGGCUUUCAAGUUAUCAAAGAGAAAAGCUGACGACAACCUGCGCGCGCUUCAUAGUAUACUCUUUGGGAAAAUAGCAAAGGCAAACAUGAUAAAGAGAAAUAUAGGACUGUUUUCUGGCUAUGUGUGGGCUGAGAACGAGGAAAAACAGAGGGCAAAAACAAGGGAGAGGAUUGACAAAUGUGUAAAAGAAAAGUUGGUGGAUUUUUGUAAUGUGCUUAACAUUCCAAUAAAUAAGACCAGUAUGAAGAAGGAGGAACUGUCUGCUAAGUUGUUUGAAUUUUUGGAGUCCCCGCAUGCUACAACUGAUGUUCUUCUUGCUGAUAAGGAAAAGAAAGGUAAAAAACGAGCCAGAAAGCAAAUCCCAAACAAAUCUUCUGGGGAAGGAUCUGAAGCACCUGCCAAGAAGCAAAAGAAGCCCUCACAAGUUGGGAAAAAGCAAAAACAGUCUUCUGACAUCGAGGACAGUGAUAUGUCCGAAGCUUCAGACAAAAAGGUUGAUUCUGAGGAAGACGAUGUCGUAGGGUCAAAAAGUGAAAGUGAUCAUGAUGACGAAAGCAUGUCAGAGAAAGAGGAAGAAGAUAAAGAAAAUGCUCACAAACGGUCUUCGAAAAAGACCCUGAAGGAAGAUCAAGCAACACAUGUAAAGAAGACGACUAUUGUAAAGGGUGCCAAGAGCAACGAAAAAACUUUUAAAAAAUCUACUUCAAAGAAACCUCUGAAUGACAAUGCUUCGAAGUCCAAGCAAUCGGAAGGGAAGGUUGCAAACAAAAAACAAACUGAUAAGUCUUCAAAGGCUUUAGUUAAGGAUGAAGGCAAAGGUAAAAGUAGUGACCAGGAUAAAGCCGGACCUAGUAAGAAGGAAAUGCAUCGAGUGGUUGUUGAUAUUUUAAAGGAGGUAGAUUUCAAUAAAGCAACUUUAUCUGAUAUCCUCAAACAACUUGGUACUCACUUUGACGUGGAUUUAAUGCAUAGAAAAGCAGAGGUGAAAGAUAUAAUUACAGAUGUAAUUAAUAACAUGUCUGAUAACGAUGGAGAGGAAACAUCUAAUGUUGGGGAUGAUGAAGAUGAUGCGUGA
This is a messenger RNA of Sphenostylis stenocarpa, 1449 nucleotides long. NCBI's taxonomy places the organism in Eukaryota, Viridiplantae, Streptophyta, Magnoliopsida, Fabales, Fabaceae. The record is from the annotation of a GenBank genome assembly.